AUGACUGAUGAAAAGCCAAUAUCAUUACCAAUGGAGCCUGGAUGGAUACCUGAUAAGUCACCACCAGCUACUGAUACCGACACUUACCGAGAAAUUAUAGGCAGUCUCACAUAUUUAACAUUGGGGACACUUCCAGAUCUAGCUUAUGCUGUAAAUGUUGCUUCAAUAGCACAAGAUUCGCCUACUGAAGCACACCUAAAAUUAAUUAAACGAAUUCUUCGAUAUUUGAAGGGUACAAUAAAUGAUGGAAUUCAGUUUAGGAAAACAAACAAUUCUGCUAUAGAAGGUUAUAGCGAUGCUGAUUAUCCAGGUGAAAAAUUGACUAGAUGUUCAACAAGUGGAGUUUUAAUGAAGUUUUGUGGUGGACCAGUAAUGUGGAAAAGUAAACUACAGAAAUGUGUAGCACAAUCAUCAAUGGAAGCUGAAUUUGUUGCUGCCAGUGAGGCAAGUAAAUCUCUAGUAUGGCUUGAUCUUUUAUUGAAAGAAAUUGACAUUGUUGAAAACAGUUCAAUUUCUACUUUACGCAUUGACAAUCAAAGUGCUAUUAAAUAUAUCAAAGGCGCAGGAUUCUAA
Messenger RNA from Schistocerca nitens (vagrant locust), 573 nucleotides. RefSeq lists its product as uncharacterized. The coding region runs from base 1 to 573 and encodes 190 amino acids. Lineage: Eukaryota; Metazoa; Arthropoda; Insecta; Orthoptera; Acrididae. The transcript has a single exon. The record is from RefSeq and is a predicted model, not a curated record.